Messenger RNA from Drosophila novamexicana, 1386 nucleotides. RefSeq lists its product as uncharacterized. Lineage: Eukaryota; Metazoa; Arthropoda; Insecta; Diptera; Drosophilidae. Bases 101 to 1369 code for a protein of 422 amino acids. The transcript has a single exon. The record is from RefSeq and is a predicted model, not a curated record.
CAUACCCGAUUGAAUAACUUUGAUGGAGCGGUUGUUUUAGAGUAUCAUUACAAGUUAAUCUCAAAAUUGUUCGUUAAAAAUCCGCUAAAGAACGGCAAAUAUGGCAAAUCAGAAGACGUUGGCGACCACAAAUCAGGAUGCGGAGCAGAUGUGCUGCUGCAACUGCAAAAGGAAACUGGAUCCGUAUCAGAUAUUCGACGACAAUGUGGAGGACAUUGCGAAGAGCCUCUCGCAGAUAAUGCUCAUCUGUGGCAUUAAUACGACCAAGGCCUGCAAUGCCAAAUCGAUUAUAAAGCGCGCCUUCAUCUAUCACGAGAAGCUGCGAACCCGCUGCCCGAGGAGCCCGCCACCGGGCACGCAUCUGCAUCGGGAUGACAUGCUGCAGGCGCUGCGCAUCAAGUGCGAAAUGGAGAGCGUGGAGGCGAUGCUCACGUAUUCGAUCAUCAAGCGUGCCUUCAAGGCCUUCUUUCACGGCAAGCCAGACAGAUCGAUCAGCAAUCCCAUCCUGGACGCCAUGGUCAUACUCAACCAGAAGGCAGCCUGGGUGCAUGCCGCGUACAAGACGGCGCGAAUCUUUGACAACUACAAGGCGGCCUUCUUUUGGGCGCACAAGUCCUACGAGAAGCAGAUCAACGUUGUCUACCGAUCCCUGUACGAUCGCAUGAGUGCCCGUGCCAAUCCCUUGACAGUGCCGAACUGUACCUGCCCCAAGUGCAGGAAGCUGGAAGUGCCGGGUCAUCCAAAGCCGGGCGAGAAGCCGCGCGAGAAGUUCAAGCUGGCCGACUGUGCAGAUCUGCCCGCAUCCUGCAUACUGUGCGGCCUGCAGGUGCCCAAGAUUGAUUCGAGCAUAAAGCUGAAACGACCACGCCCCAUUCUCAAUCACGAGCUCAAACUGCCGCGUUGCUCCAAGUGCAACUCGCCCAUGCUCAUCUGCGAGUGCAACAUUGACCAGCUGACCGGCGAGCAGUACGGCGAGUGCGGCCAGGACUCGUACAAGGUGAAGUGGUAUCGCCUGGAGCAGGAGCUGGAAGCCACCAAGAAGCCGGCUAGCAAUACGGAGAGCACGAGCUAUGACGACGCCCUGGAACCGGAGCACGAUUGGCACAAUCAUCAUUGUCCCAUUGAUUGUGCGCACGAUGUUUCCAGCGAAACCUCAAAUGUGUGCCAUGCGGAUGACUCCAACAGCAGCUCUUCCUCCUCAUUUAACACCUGCUCCGAUGUUGGCAGCGACGAUGUUAUCGAAAAGCUCGAAAAGUAUCUCAACAAGCUCUGGGCCGAGGAGCUGGCCGCCAAAAAGAAUCCCCAUACGUAUGUGCCGGGCACCGUGUUUCCGCCACGUCCGCCAUGCGAACCAUGCAAACGGGAUUGAAUAACUUAUUAUGACUU